AUUUAUCGUCAAUUAAAAAAAUCAAAGUUGAUUAUUGUAUUAAAAAUGCCUUUGAAGCUCGGUGUCCGACUGAAAAAUAAUCAAUCUGAGCUCGGGACCAAGCUUCCGUUCCCGGGCAAAGGCCACAAAGUCUCCGACUCGCCCCCGACUCCGGACCCACCAACAAUUUCUGUCCCCCUGAGUCCUGAGCCACAGCAGGAUCAACAAAUCCCUUCGCCAGAAAUCCCAGGUCCGGCAGCCCCAUUUGAGGGUUUCGCUAAUCCAGGAACCGCAUUGUGUCCUCCCAAGGAGUCUCCAGCAUCAUCGACUCGCUCCAGCCCUGACAGAUCAGGCAACGGCACCGCGCGCAUUAACAUGACGCCGCCCCCCCUCCCCGCUGAUGAGUGCAUCCCCCUCCUACCCUCGGAAGGAGCGCGUUCGCGACGAUCAAAAAUGCCCCGCUACGAGCCGACCGACUGGGACGAUUCGCUGCCGUACGGCGGCAAGGUAUACUUGGCACGCAAGAAAAAACCUGACUCGUGGCCUUGCAUCGCUCUACAGGUGGCGUUAGUGCUGUUUGCAGUGGGUAUGAUGUACUACGGUUGGUAUCACACUGAGCAUCUCCACUUCCACGCUACAAAACUCUACGGACAUUACGGUCACCCCGUCGCACAAGCCAUGACGGCUGAAAAGUAUCUUCAUGGCAAAGGGGUGGAGAAAAACCAUACGCUCGCGAUGGAGUGGUACAAGAAGGCAGCGCUGCAGGGGCACCCGCAUGCCUCCUAUAACCUGGCGGUGGGGCACUUGCAGGGCAUGGACGUAGGGCUCAAGCCAGGGGAGGUGCACGAGUUGAUCAAGCAUGCGGCAGCCCAGGGCGUUAUUGAAGCUGCUGAUGUGCUGCUCAAAGCCUGCUCCAAGGGACGGUGUGACGACUGAUGUCCGCACAAUGACCAGAAACAUCAUGAUGAUAUGACGAAGGGACGCCCAUCAUCGUCAUAUCGAUCUCGCUGAUCAACACCAUUUAUAAAGAAUGCACAUUUAUAAAGAAUACUCUAAAGAAAUAAGGUUCUCGCAAGAAUAUUUUCACUGGGAACCUUAUUUCUAACGGUUAUUUCCAGGGGAACCUAGGGGAACCUUAAUGAAUACUGUGUUGCGAUUUUUCCGGACCUACAAAAGACCUUUGAUUGUUUGAAUUGCCAAGUUCUAUUGGAUGAUUAGGUGAAUUCCACCGUUAUGGAAUUAGGGGGACUUUCCUCUCACUUUUUCAGUCUUACCUCACGAACAAAGUCGUCGUCGCAUUAAACGAGCUCAAUUCCCCAUUAGGGCCCAUCAAAAUAGGUGUAUCUCAGGGCUUUGUACAAUGGUCUCAAUUCUUUAAUGAUUUUAUUAAUGAUAUUGCCUCAUCUUUUAAUGUGAACUGUAAGCUUUUCGCCGAUGACGCCGUGUUCUAUGUCUAGAAAAACUCGUAUGACGAAGCCCGCGACAAUAUAUCAGAGCUGUCAUUGAAUCUGAUGGCUUCUAUCAAACAAGCUAGUGGCACCUACUGACAAGAAUAAGUUGAUGCUUUUUACUCAUAGACUAAUUUCCGUUUUACGUGACAUCACUUUCAAUGAGACUAUUUUACAAUGGUUAGAUAAAUUCAGGUAUCUUGGGUUAAUCCUCUAUAACAAGAUCUCCUUCAAUAAACACAUUAACCACGUCUGCCAGAGGCUGAGUAAAGCCCAAGUAGUCUUGCGUGCUUUAUUAAAUGUUCUACCUUUCCCUUCGUUAAAUACGCUUUUCUAUGCAAUGUCCUUAUAGGAAGUCGAAAAUUUUAAAACUUGACGAUAUGCUCAAAUUUACACUUUUAAAAUUCAUGAAUAGAGCACUUUUCCAUGAUGAACGUCUUUUUAAAUUUGCCCCCACACACCACCCAACACAUUUUUAUAACACCAAGCAGGGGCGUUCGAUUUAACUUACCACCGGUUCGUUUAGAAAUAGAAAAAACGGCACCGUUUUAAAUUUGGUCAAAUAUUUUAA
Hyalella azteca is the source of this 1998-nucleotide messenger RNA. RefSeq lists its product as uncharacterized. The coding region runs from base 46 to 915 and encodes 289 amino acids. The transcript is spliced from 7 exons. NCBI's taxonomy places the organism in Eukaryota, Metazoa, Arthropoda, Malacostraca, Amphipoda, Hyalellidae. The record is from RefSeq and is a predicted model, not a curated record. Gene Ontology annotation, molecular function: protein binding.